Messenger RNA from Hypanus sabinus (Atlantic stingray), 802 nucleotides. Its product is annotated as calcium and integrin-binding family member 3-like. The coding region runs from base 91 to 705 and encodes 204 amino acids. Lineage: Eukaryota; Metazoa; Chordata; Chondrichthyes; Myliobatiformes; Dasyatidae. The record is from RefSeq and is a predicted model, not a curated record. Gene Ontology annotation, molecular function: calcium ion binding. The transcript has 7 exons.
CAGGACCUUGUAUGAUAGACACUCACUCCUGGUUCCUUCUUCCAGUCAAUAAAAGCCGAUAUCUCGCCUACGUCUCAGUGUGAGUUAUUGAUGGUGCAUCAGGUCGUAUCUUCGGCAUAUUUAAGGAUUUUGAACAUAUUCGCCACUUUGACUGAACAAGGCCCAGCAGCUGCCUCGCUAGCACGCAGUCAGGACUGCACUUUUUUCACACGGAAGGAGAUCCUGAGGUUGUUCCAUCGCUAUCGAGACCUAGCUCCACAGCUUGUGCCUCUCGAUUAUAAGGAUAAUCCUGAUGUGAAAGUCCCUUAUGAACUGAUCGGCAACAUGCCAGAGCUAAAGGAUAAUCCCUUCCGGCAGAGGAUUGCAGAGGUGUUCUCCCAGGACAACAAGGGCAACAUGACUUUGGACGACUUCCUGGACAUGUUCUCCGUGUUGAGUGAAAUGGCCCCACGUGAUCUGAAGGCAUGUUAUGCAUUUAAAAUUUAUGAUUUUAACAAUGACAAUUUUAUCUGUAAGUCUGACUUGGAGAAGACUUUGAUUAAAUUGACGCGAAAUGAACUGUUACCAGAGGAGGUACAGUUGGUUUGUGAUAAAGUACUGGGGGAAGCAGAUCUGGACAAUGAUGGCAAAUUAUCACUGGAGGAUUUUCAGCACAUGCUUGUCCGCUCCCCUGACUUCCUCAGCACCUUCCACAUCCGAAUCUGAUUACCACCUGCGACUACGUUUGAUACAGAACCUCAAAUCGUCAAGAGAAUGAUAUGUUCCUGAGCAGAGACCUACUGCAUUUCCCUUGUCAUGUAAA